Messenger RNA from Dicentrarchus labrax (European seabass), 900 nucleotides. RefSeq names its product ribonuclease, RNase K b (gene rnasekb). Gene Ontology annotation, molecular function: RNA endonuclease activity. Lineage: Eukaryota; Metazoa; Chordata; Actinopteri; Moronidae. Bases 170 to 535 code for a protein of 121 amino acids. The transcript has 3 exons. The record is from RefSeq and is a predicted model, not a curated record.
UAAAAAUGUCAAAUUAAAAGCAUUUAACUGGUCAAACACAAGUUUAAGUUUAGUAACUCUGGUUCGUAACGUAACGUUAGUUCUCUGAGUGGAACUAGAAAUAUCUCCCACUGCAAAGUCGUAUCUAAGGUUCGUCCUAUUUACUGGAGCAGUGAACAUCGUUUAUGGGAUGGUAAUGAUUCUUCCAGGUAUUUGUCAGAGUCUCAGGUGGUCCGCACUGACCUCCGCACUGACCUCCGCACUGACCUCCGCACUGACCUCUGCUGUGGCCCCGAGCCUCCCGUUGAACCCCUCUGUUCUCUUUCAGGCCAUGUUGGGAAUCUUCUUCAGCGCCAAGUCGGCCGUGUUGAUCGAGGACGUCCCGUUCACCGAGGAAGACAUCCGCAACGAUAAAAAUCCUCCUCAGAACAUCUACGGCCUCUACAACCAGGUCGGCAUCAACUGCUUCAUCGCCGCCGGCAUCUACGUGGCGGUGGGCGCCGUGUCGCUCUGCCAGGUCCGACUCAACAAACGGCAAGAGUACAUGGUCACAUAGACCGUGACCUCUGACCCCUGACGACCCCGACGUCAGCAGCUGGAGGUCACUUCCUUUUCUGUUAAAGUGUCACAACUUCCUGUAGAGCGGACCAAUCAGCGGCGAGGGGAGGCGGUCAGACGGAGCCUCAGUUAUUUAUUUUAAAACCUUCGAUGUGUUUGUUGUUGAUGUUUGUUGUUGUUGUUGUUGUUGUUGUAUGAGAUGUUACAUUGUUCGUUUAUUCCAGAUUAAACUGAACGAGGGAAGAAUUUCAGAAACAUCUUAUAAUAAUUAAAUAAUGUUUACUUUGUGUUCAGGCUGUUUGUAAUCAAUAAAUGGAUCAAACUCAUCGUGGAUUUGCAAUAAAGUGUGUGUGAAAAAUAAAA